Molecule: messenger RNA, 2031 nt
Organism: Colletotrichum truncatum
Lineage: Eukaryota; Fungi; Ascomycota; Sordariomycetes; Glomerellales; Glomerellaceae
Source: RefSeq, a predicted model, not a curated record
AUGCCUCACCACCACCGAAGCCACAGGCACCUGCCUCGGAACCCCGACUUCUGGAGUGAUCUUGGGGACAAGUUUGGCAAUUUGAACCCCUUCGCCGCUGAAGACGACAAGACCGAGGGAAACGGAGGCCGAUCCACCGUGGUCCGAACCAUUUACCAGACCAUCACCGAUGGCGCUCCCCGUGCUGCUGCCACAUCCUCCUCGACGAGGCUCCUUGUCGCCGAGUCCCCUCUGCCUACUCGAGUGAGAUCGACCACCGAUGCCCAGGGAACCACUAUCGCAAAAGCCGGCGCCCCCGUUAUCAAGACCCCCUCGCCCUCCUCUAGCAUCGAAGCCACUUCCACAUCGCUUCCCUCUGUCAUUGAGGAGCCCCUCACUGAGAGCAUCCAGACAACACUUGCACUUGCCACUGACGACCCGACUAUCGCCCGCUCAACCAGAACCGCUGCCACUGCAAAUGCGAAUGAGGUCACCGCCUCAUCGAGCCCUUCCGCAACUGCCUCGGCUGCCGCCGAGAAAUCAACUGGCGAGACCAGCGGCGCCGCGAAGGCUGGUAUUGCCAUUGGCGUUUUGGCUGGAGUUUUGGUUGUCUUCCUACUCAUCUUCUUCCUCUUCAACCGUCGCAAGAAGCAGCUCGAGCAGCAGCGUCUGGCUGAUGAGGAUGAGAAGUUUCACGGCGACUUUGGUAACGCCGCCGCUGUGACCACUGGUAACCCCCGCGCUCCUCGCAUCAGCCUCCGCCCUGUUACUCAGUUCCUCCCCAACCUGAACCUUGACAAGCGCCAGAGCAAGAUCAACACCACCGCAAACGUGGCUCCCGCCGCUGCUCUCGGCGCUCGUACUCCCGGCCAGAGCGCCUGGGAGAGACCACUCACCAGCCAGAGUGCAAACCCUGCUAACCCCUUCGGCGCCCAAGCUGAAAGAAUCAACGGCACAAUUGCCGAGGAGUCUGGAAGCACUCUAAGCCUCAACGAGAAGCCCCUGCCUGCUGUCACCCCCGAACCCGCUCCCGCUCCUGCCGCUGCCUCCCCUGCUGCUGCCGCAAAUGGAGCCGCGCCCUCUGGUGCUAUCGAUGGUACUGCUGUUGCUGCCGGUGCGAUUGCUGCUAGUGCCGUGGCUGCUGGAGCUGGAGCUGUUGCUGCCGGAGGUUUGGUUCGCAAAGCAUCGACCCGUAAGGACGGUCCCAAGGCGCUCGAUCUCACCCUGCCUAUGCCCGCACCCCUGUCAACCGUCCCCGCCAGCCCUUCUGGUACCGAGUUCAGCGCCAACUCUGUUGGCCCUGGCCACCAGUCUACCGGCUCCACUGGCUCUGCUGCUAUUGCCGCUGCCGGUGGACCUGCUAACACGACUGUUCAUCGCGUGCAGCUUGACUUCAAGCCUACCCUUGAAGAUGAGAUGGAACUUAGAGCUGGCCAGCUUGUGCGCCUCCUUCACGAAUAUGAUGAUGGUUGGGCCCUCUGCAUCCGCUUGGAUAGAUCCCAGCAGGGUGUUGUCCCGCGCACCUGCCUCUCUACCCGACCUGUCAAGCCUAGGCCUCAGGGACCUCCUCGUGGUCCUGGUCCUAACGGCGCCCACGGCCCUCCUCGUGGCCCUGGCCCCAAUGGCCAUCCUCGCGGCCCCGGUCCCAACUUCCCUCCUGGUCAGCGCCCCAUGACUCCUCAGGGUGGUCCCCACGGUGGCCCGCCUUACCCUCGUCCUGAGUCGCCUGCUCGCCCUAUGACUGCCGGCGGACGGCCUGCCUCUCCGGCUGGCAACGGCCCAAUGGGACACCGUGGCCGACCGCAAUCCCCUGGCCCUCGAUUCCAGGGACCUCCGGGACAAAGACCCCAGAGCCCUGGCGGACCGGGACGCAAAGCGAGCCCUCCGGGACCUAGCAGGAUCCCUCAGCCUAGCCGAAUGACCCCUACCGGACCCCCAGCACAAGGACGUCCAGGUCCGCCAAUGGGACCUGUCGGCCGCAAGCCAGUCCCUGGCCAGGCCCCUCCUCCUAGCGACGUUUCCAACGAGGCUCCCCCAGGCCAGGCCGUCUAA